Molecule: messenger RNA, 1578 nt
Organism: Penicillium argentinense
Lineage: Eukaryota; Fungi; Ascomycota; Eurotiomycetes; Eurotiales; Aspergillaceae
Product: copper fist DNA-binding domain-containing protein
Exons: 4
Coding region: 1-1578 (525 amino acids)
Biological process (GO): positive regulation of transcription by RNA polymerase II; intracellular iron ion homeostasis; intracellular copper ion homeostasis
Cellular component (GO): nucleus
Molecular function (GO): RNA polymerase II cis-regulatory region sequence-specific DNA binding; copper ion binding; DNA-binding transcription factor activity, RNA polymerase II-specific
Source: RefSeq, a predicted model, not a curated record
AUGGGGGGAAACCCUAACCAGGGCCUAACCACCGCGAUGCUCAUUGAUGGUGAGAAGUGGGCUUGUGAAGCUUGCGUCCGGGGUCACCGGGUCAGCAGCUGUCACCACAGUGACCGCCCUUUGACCCACAUCAACAAAAAAGGCCGCCCAGUCUCUCAAUGUACCCACUGUCGCGGCCUACGCAAGUCUCGGACAACCCACGUCAAAUGCGAGUGCGGCGACAAGAAGAAGAAAGCCGACUCGCCAGACGGUCAUGGCGAGAAGCGAGAUCUCAAGCAGGACUCUCUUCACCGCUGUGGCUGCAGUCACGGCCAGCGCUGCACUUGUGCGCUGAAAAAGGAACCUCAUCUCGACCCGGUGCCGGAAACUGGCUUGCCGGUCCCCCAUCCGUCGGUUCCUGCUGAGCUUCCGCGGAAGCCUCUGCUCACGUCGACCAAGUCCGAGUCGACGUUGACCAUUUUCCGCGACGGUCACCACAAACCCGCUCAUAAGCAUAAUGACAUGGCUCACAAGUGCGGAUUGCCGUACACAAUCCCACGGUCACAUACGAUUCACCACCCGUCGGAUAUGCCCCGCCGAUCCGUGGACCACCUCCCCUUGACCUCCCACCAGUCGUCAUUUGUCCAGGAGCCUCUCAGCUUGUCAAUGGACCCCCGACCACAAUCGCAGCAGACAUCGCAGAGUGGCUCCCCAAACAGCGCGCCUGCCGCCGGCCCCGACGAUACGGCGAACCACCCUCCGCUCGACGCAUCGUACCUGGACAAAUUCGCCGCCCCUGCCCUACCCACCGCUGGAAUAGAGAACAAGCCUGCGGAGAAUGGCUCCACCCCGACGUCUGCCCCAGCCCACAUGGACAAAUAUCCCUUGGAUCAGAUCAUUACCACCGUUCCUCCGCCUCUCGAUGUCUCAUCCUUUGCCAACUUCCCGACCACGACUUCGAAUUCGCCAAUUACGUGCAUGGCAUUCCAGGAUCCCUACCAAGAACCCUACUUUACAUCUCCGGAUUCGGAGAUGCCCCAGGGAUCCAACGGCAUGGGUGCGCCAUCGGUCGACUGGUCGAGCUUCCCGCUCUACUCGGAUGUGCCUGCUUCAACAAGCACGCAGACACCGUCCUACGCAAGCUUCGACUACAAUUCCUACCCCUCAGGUCUGCCACCACCCUCUUCCUCUGGUGACAUUUCCGAGGUGGAUGAGUUCGGACCUCUCCCGGGUCUCGGGCACACUGGCAGCAAUGACGUGCACGAUCUGCACAGCGUCAGUGAAGCAUCGGACAUGGACCAUCUCCGCAUCAGCUCUGCCUCCUCAUUGGUCGGUCUGCCUCAAACGCAGCUCCUCUCGUCAAAUGACCUCGAGUCGAUCAACAUUGAUGAUUUCCUCAAGUCGGCUAACGAGUCGACCGCCGCGCUCGAGCAUCGGCUGCAAGCCAGCAUGGGAAUCGAAUCCAAGCCGAUCCCUGCGCAGGACAUCUAUACCCUGCCCCAGUCACAGGAUCCUGUCCCUGUUUGGCCAACCAGCCUCUUCGACGAGUCCACCCCGCCCGUGGAUGAUGGUUAUUUCCGCCAGUCCUGGGCGCAGUAG